This is a messenger RNA of Tripterygium wilfordii, 2352 nucleotides long. Its product is annotated as lysM domain receptor-like kinase 3. The coding region runs from base 411 to 2237 and encodes 608 amino acids. The record is from RefSeq and is a predicted model, not a curated record. The transcript has 11 exons. Gene Ontology annotation, biological process: innate immune response; protein phosphorylation. Gene Ontology annotation, molecular function: transmembrane receptor protein kinase activity; ATP binding. NCBI's taxonomy places the organism in Eukaryota, Viridiplantae, Streptophyta, Magnoliopsida, Celastrales, Celastraceae.
UCUUUUUUCCACUUGGCAGUAUUUGCUUGACUUGCCUUCUUAUUUUAUUAUCUUAUUUAUUUGUUACUUUUAUGGAAGACCAAUUUGUGGGUUUUUCAUGUUCGUAGAAACCAUUUCUGGGUUUUUUGGUUGAUGAUUUUUGCAUUGAGAAACUACGGAGAAAUUAUUCUGUUUUUGAGCCUCUGUUGCGAAUUUUUGUUUUGUUUUUCAUAGCAUUGAGUUCUCUACUGUUGAUGGGGUGCCUUUAAUUUCAACUUGAAGAGAAAUUGUAGGAGAAAGGAGAAAAUUUAAGAAGCAAUUUGUUUUCAGAAAAAGAGGAAUAACGUUGUCUGUUGUUUUUUGUUUUUUUUUUUUUGGUUUACUCUGUGAGCUCAAAGAAGCAACUUCUAUAGCGGAGAAAGGUGUGCAUUAUGGAUGUUACUAGUGGAGAAGUUUUGUUGUGUUUUAUGGUGUUGAUUUCAAUUUCAUUUGUUUGUCAAAGCUUUCAUCUCUUUCCAAUGUCGUGCAAUGCAUCUUUAACUACUGAGUCUUGUCAUGCUUCACUGUACUAUGUACCAAAUACCACGAAAACCCUGGAAGAAACCUCUUCCAUAUUCAAUGUGAAUCCUGAAGUAGUUAUUAGAACCGUUGAUGGUUUCUUGAUAGCGAUAAAUUGUAGCUGCUUUCCUGACCAUACUGAGUUCUCUUGGCACACGGAUUAUACAGUCCAACCAGGGGAUACAUGGGAGAGUGUCUCAUUGAAAUUGGGAUCUUUUGUGGUGGAAAAGCCAGACAAAGUGUUAAUUCCAUCACAAACUGUGACUCUAGAUCUUUUGUGUGGGUGUUUAGAGAGUACAUAUUUUGUAUCGUACAAGAUCCAAAAGGGUGAUACACUUUUUACAAUCUGUUCUCGGUUUCAAGCUGAUCUCAAUAAUACUGCCAGAUUGAAUAAGCUGGAGAAAGUGAAUCUUAUUCAUGUUGGAGAUAUAAUUUUUAUCCCGGAUCCAGGCCUUGAAAAUCUCACCACACUCAAUGAUGAAGAUACCGGGGCCAGAAAAGUAUCAAAAUCACAUACCCAUAUUAUUAUUGUUGGAGCUACCGUUGGCAUUUCUUCUGUCAUCCUGUUAUCGUUUAUACUCAUUUUUUGGAACUUCUACAAAAGGAAGGGAUCUGAACCGUCAAUGUCUUAUUCACGGAGAAGGGAUUGCAUGCACUAUUAUUCCAAUGACUUUUACAAUAACAAAUCUGAAGAAAGUGUGGUUUCCUCAAUUAAUUCAGAUAAAACUACUGUUUUUCCUUACCAUGAAAUCUGUGAUGCAACUUCGAACUUUAGUAUUCAUUUCAAGAUUGGUCAAGGAUCUUAUGGAUCUGUUUACCUUGGAAAAUUAAGAGGAACUGAUGUGGCCAUCAAACAGAUGAAAAAUACCAAGUCAAAGGAGUUUUUGUCAGAGGUGAAUAUUCUUUGCAACGUUCACCACACAAACUUGAUUGAGCUUAUUGGAUAUGCGGCUGGUGGGGACUCUUUGUUUCUUGUAUAUGAGUAUGCCCAAAAUGGUGCACUGAGUGAUCAUCUGCGCAAGCACAUCCUCAAAGAAUGUGGAUGUCUUCCUUGGACUACACGUGUUCAGAUAGCUCUUGAUGCUGCUAAAGGACUCGAGCACAUACAUGAGCACACAAAGCCAUACUAUGUUCAUCGGGAUGUCAAGACAAGUAAUAUUCUUUUAGAUGCCAAAUUUCGCGCUAAGAUUGCAGAUUUUGGACUGGUCAAGUUAUUAGAACAUUCUCCUGAAGUUGGGGCUGCGGCAUCUAGAAUUGUUGGCACCUUUGGUUACCUUGCACCUGAGUAUGUUCGAGAUGGAUAUGUUACGACGAAGAGUGAUGUAUAUUCCUUUGGAGUGGUUCUUAUGGAACUAAUUACUGGCCAACCAGCACUCAGUAAAGAUACAGGUCCUGGAAGUGGACAGUACCAUGAGCAUCGUUCUCUGGUGGAAUAUAUACUAUCAGCAUUAAGUGACCAUCUUGAUUCCCCGACCAAGCUGACCAAAUGUAUCGAUCCAAGCCUCACCUACUACCACAAGGAAUCGCUUUUACAGAUGGCCCUAUUAUCCAAAGACUGUGUGGAUGAUAAUCGGAACCAGCGUCCCGAGAUGAGCAAAGUUGUGCUGCGCCUUUCCCACAUCUUGAUGUGCUCCAGAGAGUGGGAAGACCUGGAGCGUCAAUGCACAAAGAGCAAUCAUUUCUCACAUCUUGCUAGCUAGGGUUCGAAAUUUUAUUUUUUCAAAUCGCUUUAGAUAAGCAUCUUCUCGUCUGUCCGCGACUCAGUCAAGGACUCAAGACUAUAAUACUGGCUAUAGAUAUAUACACACACAAUUU